This is a messenger RNA of Marasmius oreades (fairy-ring Marasmius), 1311 nucleotides long. RefSeq lists its product as uncharacterized. NCBI's taxonomy places the organism in Eukaryota, Fungi, Basidiomycota, Agaricomycetes, Agaricales, Marasmiaceae. Bases 94 to 279 code for a protein of 61 amino acids. The record is from RefSeq and is a predicted model, not a curated record. The transcript is spliced from 4 exons.
GGGCCGGCGCCACUUUUUCGUUUCCCCACCAGAAUGAUUACCACUACUUUAUCAACUCUGAUGAAGCGCAGCUAAACUGAACAUCAGCAAGAAAUGAUUGUAACUUCCCUCGUCGACAGUGCGCUAAUGACGGUGGACAGCGGAAGGUUUUGGGGUGAUGUUUGGAUGCAAACUUUUCCUAUUGGAAAAGAGGAGUGGGCGAAGAAAGUGAAAGUCUCUCUUAAAGGAUGGCAACUGCCAAUAUGGGAUGAUUGGAAUACUGUCGUUUGCACGAAAUAGCACGCAGUUGCUAUGCACCCACGCUUCUUCUCCGCACAUCUGCUGCUUCAGAUGCAAAACUCGCCCCCCAUCAAUUACCGCACGAUGAUUACACUGGCGAUGGCGAGAUGCUGAUACCUGGCUUGAGGCUCUGAGCCUGGGCCAUCCCUGUCACGUCUCAUUCCUUUCUUCCUUCCUUUCCUUCUCGUUUUGGUCGUCCCUCAUAUGGCGGCCUUUAUCUCUUCCCCUCCUUCAAUUCGACACGAAUCUUCACUCGUUUAAUGACCAUGACCAGAAUUCGUCAUCUUGUGAAGCGCCCAGCUGAAGAAGUCAUUGAAGGGAAACCUACAUUCGACCGUUCAGGUCAAGCUGGGAACGUUCACCGGACCCAUGUCCCCCAAACUGCCGCUGGUAGUAAUUAAACUGAUCCUCCAGAUUUUUAUGCAGGAUCCCAGGCAUUGAGGUGAUGGCGUUGUGGAUGAGGGGUGCGAUAAGGGGUUUACUGAUCACCACGAGUUGGCAAGCCCGGCUCGUUACGGAUAUAUCACAGACCGGCCGACAAUCACGCUCUCGCUGAACGUCAUGCCACCAGAAUGACUCCCACUGCUUUAUCAACUCUGAUGAAGCACAGCUAGAGUGAACGUCACUUUUCCUAUUGGAAAAGAGGAGUAGGCGAAGAAAGUGAAACAAGUGUCAUAUAUGAUCUCUCUGCCAAUAUGGGAUUGUCGACCUCAACCUCUCCUUCCAUCGUAAACUUCUUCAACGACGCGGCCCCGUGAACAAAAAGCUGUUUUCCGACCCGAGCACUCUCGUCCGUAUGUGAGCAUGAAAUAAACGAUUUGCGAUUUGAGUUGAAAAAGAUUAAGUCCCGAAGCAAUCCUGAAGAGUCGUGGUGGGAUUCGUGUUACUGAGCGUGGGUUCAUGGAACUGCACUCGAUAGAGCAGAUAGAAAGGAGAUCGUUGAGUCGAUAUUGAUAACGAGUUGAUUAAAGAUUUACGACUCGUAUUUAAUUUCUGUGAAAGUUUCGGUGUAAUGGUGACGAUACACAACUC